AUGGAAAAUGGAAUUGACUGUGAUGCCAUGUUAAACAAUCUAGCUGAUCUUAAAGUGAAAAAAACAGUCAGAAUUUGCCUUACAAUAAUAUACAGUAUUAUUUUUGUGGCUGGGAUAAUUGGAAACAGCCUAACUAUAAAAGUUGCAAAAGUGCUUCAAAGCAAAGGAUACCUUCAGAAGAGUAUUAUGGAUCAUAUAAUCAGUCUUGCGUGUGCAGAUUUACUUGUUCUUUUACUGGGAAUGCCUGUGGAAUUGUACACUAUGAAAUGGAAUUCAAGCACAACAUCCACUGCAAACGUUACCUGUAAGAUCUAUAAUUUCCUCUUUGAAACCUGUAGCUAUGCCACAAUACUGCAUGUCGCUACUUUGAGUUUUGAGCGUUACGUUGCAAUAUGCCAUCCUUUCAAGUUUAAAUCUUUCUCUGGUUCAAGAACAGUGAAGCUGAUUUGCUUUGUCUGGCUGACUUCAUUUUGUGUAGCCUUGCCUCUCCUAUUUGCAAUGGGGACGGAGGAUCCAACAAUAUCUUUUCAAAACAUUAGCAGCAAUAACUGUGACCUCAGAAACUUAAACAUCACUAUUUGCACCAACCUCAGCUCCCAUCAGAUUGUGUACCAGUUGAGCAUUUUCAGUGCUUUCAUUCUGUACAUUGUGAUUCUGGUCUCAGUUGCAUUUAUGUGUAAAAUGAUGAUGAAAACUCUAAUUGGAACGAAGUUUAAUGCCGCAGCUAAGGAAAGUGAAGACCCACCAAAGCAUGGGAGAGGAGCCAUGGAAAAGUCCAGAAAACAGAGUAUUGUAUUUUUAGUGCUCAUUGUGGUCAGCUUGGCUGUGUGUUGGACUCCAUUCCAAAUCCGCCGUAUCAUGGCAGCAUCCAGAGCAAAGACAAAGUGGACAUUGACAUAUUUCAGAACUUUUGUAGACAUAUUGCAUGUCUCAGAUAUUUUAUUUUAUCUCAGCUCAGUAUUAAAUCCAUUGCUGUAUAAUCUGUCUUCUAAGCAGUUCAGGGUAGUGUUCAUGCGGGUACUGUGCUGUAAAUCCAUAGAGCACAUUAACAUGCGGACACUAAGGAGAACCCGUGUCAAGUCCAAGAGCAGCACCAAUCACUCCACAAGUUCACUGCUCCAUUCCACAUUCAAAUACACCUAUCCACGCCGGAAAACCAAUAAGGAUCUUUUGAGAACUGUGAUGAAGGACACAAGUGUUGAACUUCAGCCACUGCCACAUCAAAACUGUGAUGCCAGAAAAACAAAGCCAGACUCUGGAUUUAAUACUGUCGGCUCAGUUUCAGGACCUAGCUUGUUGAAAACUAACUCAGAGCUUCCUUCCCCAGAGAUAACCUCUGAGCUACACCUAAUAGAGCAAUCAAAUGGAGUAAAUGAAACUGAGAUAUGAAGCUUUUAUAAAACACAAAUAUAUCAAACAAAAAUCACAGAGAUUUCAAAGUGCUGUUAGUGAUUCUUCCAAAAGUCAUCUUUACAAUACCAUGUAAAAUUUAAAUAAAGCAACAGAAUUGGCAAUUG
This is a messenger RNA of Carcharodon carcharias (great white shark), 1517 nucleotides long. It is a transcript of the gene gpr39, whose product is annotated as G protein-coupled receptor 39. Gene Ontology annotation, molecular function: G protein-coupled receptor activity. The record is from RefSeq and is a predicted model, not a curated record. Gene Ontology annotation, biological process: G protein-coupled receptor signaling pathway. The coding region runs from base 1 to 1389 and encodes 462 amino acids. NCBI's taxonomy places the organism in Eukaryota, Metazoa, Chordata, Chondrichthyes, Lamniformes, Lamnidae. The transcript is spliced from 2 exons. Gene Ontology annotation, cellular component: membrane.